Vitis riparia (riverbank grape) is the source of this 2837-nucleotide messenger RNA. RefSeq names its product nuclear poly(A) polymerase 3. NCBI's taxonomy places the organism in Eukaryota, Viridiplantae, Streptophyta, Magnoliopsida, Vitales, Vitaceae. The record is from RefSeq and is a predicted model, not a curated record. Gene Ontology annotation, molecular function: poly(A) RNA polymerase activity; RNA binding. The coding region runs from base 344 to 2035 and encodes 563 amino acids. Gene Ontology annotation, cellular component: nucleus. The transcript has 11 exons.
GGUCCGAACUCCGAAGUCAGGCAAAUCGGAGAGACACUUGGCAACGCGACGAGACGCCACGUUUAAUAUUACACAUUAGGGGCAACCACGCCACCUAGCUCAGUGUCUCCCUCUCGAUUCUUGGCACCCGUUAUGAGUUCAAAAAGCAAAGCCACAGGAACAUUCGAUCGAAUGAAAUAGUUAAACCUCUCUCCGUUUCGAUUAGGGUUUUGUCUCCUCUCUGCCGCCGCGCGAAUCCGAUCCGGAGCUCUUCUAUUCCGGUACGCUCGAGAGCUCUUCGAUUCGGUUUAUGAAACCUCGAUUCUGUCUGGCUUCAAUCCAUCCGAGAUUUUAAGUGUUGUGCAUGGCACAUGCUCACCGGAGUCAGAACAGUGUUGCUCUGGUUCAUCCACAGCCGUUGAUACAUCCUCAACCUCCAGUCGUGAACGCUCCGGUCGGCUUUGUUCCGAGACCGGUCGGCGUGAUAAACCCUAGCUUCGGUCCUGUGCCGCCUUUUGAUCCCGCGAGUUUACCGCAACCUGGAUUUGUUUUGAAUCCGGCGGUGUUGGUCCGAAUGGAACAUCGCAGGUCAAUCUCGCUGCUUCAGUUUAUGUCAAACGAAGGGCUCAUUCCGUCCCCAGAGGAGGAGUUGAAGAGGAAAAAUGUAAUUGAGAAGCUCAAAGAGAUAGUGUUGACAUGGGUUAAGAGGGUUGCUUGGCAACGUCAACGCCCAAAACAACAAAUUGCAGUUACUUCUGCAACGAUUUUAACAUAUGGCUCGUAUGGCCUUGGAGUUCAUGGGCCAGAAUCAGACAUUGAUGCUCUAUGUGUUGGCCCUUUCUUUGCUUCCAUGGCUGAUGAUUUUUUUAUUGUUCUGCGCAACAUGCUUGAAAGUAGACCAGAAGUCUCAGAGAUCCAUUGUGUCAAAGAUGCCAAAGUUCCUCUAAUGCGGUUCAAAUUUGAUGGAAUAUCCGUUGAUCUUCCAUAUGCUCAGCUUAAACUAUUAUAUGUUCCUGAAAAUUUGAAUGUACUCAACCCAUAUUUUCUAAGGAAUAUUGACGAAACAAGUUGGAAAAGCUUGUCCGGAGUACGAGCUAAUGAAUGCAUUCUUCAGCUUGUUCCAAAUGUGGAGAAUUUUCAAUCAAUACUUCGAUGUAUUAAAUUAUGGGCGAAAAGGCGAGGGGUGUAUGGUAACUUAUUUGGGUAUUUUGGUGGAGUCCAUUUGGCCAUUCUUGCUGCUUUUGUUUGUCAAAAGAAUCCACAUGCCAACUUAAAUGUUCUAAUGUCAAGCUUUUUUAAGACUUUCUCCGGCUGGCCUUGGCCUACACCAGUAGCAUUGGAAGAUGGAAGACUACCAACUGGAGGCACCAGAGAAACACGUGCAUUAAUGCCCAUUCAAUUACCAUGUAGCCCUUAUGGAUAUUGCCAUUCAAACAUCACAAAAAGUACAUUUUACAGGAUCACGACAGAGCUUACUCUAGGGCAUGCUCUGACUCGGGAUCUCCUAAGGCUAGACUUUGACUGGAAUGACAUAUUUGAGCCUUUUUGUUACUCCAAGAAAUAUUCGCGAUUUAUAAAAAUUUACCUGUCGUCUUCUAAUCAAGAUGAAUUAGGGGAUUGGGUGGGUUGGGUAAAGUCACGCUUUCGCUUCCUUCUUGCAAAGGUGGAGGAGGUACAGGGUCUGUGUGACCCCAACCCAACAGAGUUCAUCGAUCCUGAUGCAGGAGAGCCAAAUGUUGUGUUUUUCUGGGGCGUACAACCUGGUAGGAUAAAUUUUUCGGACAUAGAUGUUGUGGAGGAUGACUUCAUGCAAAACAUUAAUAACGGUGGCUAUCAAGGCCCUCCUGGAAAGAUGAAUUUGUCUGUCAUUCCUACUUCUCAGCUGCCUGGUUAUGCUCAGCUGGAUACUGGAAGUAGGAACAGGACAAAAGCAUGCUGGAGGAUGUUUAAUUAUCAUCAACCAAGGGUCCCGGUGUUCUCGCAGCAUCUGCCUCUGUACUUUGUAGGGUAUGCAGCAACCGAUAAGGAUGCCAAGCGCCUGGAUGCUUGGAGCUAGGCUUCUCUUAAGAUGAUCACCUCUGUUUUCUGGAACGAAUUGCUGCUCACACGUAUCUGCACUGGUGGCAGCAGAGCCCGCCUCUUGUUUGGACGUUUCGUAGUUGUUAGACUCCAAAGCACUGAUGGCUCCCGGCAGAUGCCUCGUCACAGUUCCCUGAUAUUCAUCAAUGCAUGUGCCAUAGUAUCUGUACAGCACAGGGUCGGUGGUGUUCUUGAACAGCUCUCCAACGUGCACUAGAGUUUGGUUAGCCUUCGCCAAGGCCAGCUCAAGGGCAGAGUGGGCUAGAUCUUUGACAUCUGUACUGGAGUCUUUGGAGAUUGGAGGGUUCUGCAUAGCAGCAGAGGACUGGGGGAUUGUGGGGAGGAGAAAAAGAAGAAGAAGAAGAAGAAAGGGCCAUGAAAGAGAGAUCAUUAGUAUCUUCAUGGUUGAAGGAUCUAUGGAAGGAGAAUUGGCACAGCUGUUUGUUUUAUGAUGCUUGAGGUUUUGGGGUGUUGGCUAGGAUUUGAUUUUAUAGGGGGUUGAGAUAAGCAUACGAAGUCUCAUUUGGUAACUAAAGGGGAUUUGCUUUUCUUGGAGAAUGAAUGCACAGAAGGUAAUCUCACCUUGUUACUUUACAAGAAUUUAGUAUAAUUGCCCUUUCUUUUUUCGAUGAAUGCGAGCGAAGUUGGUGGCUAGGAUUUGAUUUAUAGGGGGUUGAGAUUCAAGCAUACGAAGUCUCGUUUGGUAACUAAAGGGGAUUUGCCUUUCUUGGAGAAUGAAUGCAGAAGGUAAUCUCACCUUGUUACUUUACAAGAAUUUA